CCUCUACUACGGUUUUCACUAUCAUUUACAUUUCUCCAUGGCGCCUGAUAAGGAAGUUUUUGCAGAGUUCAAAACCUUAAUACAGGUCUACAAAGACGUCUCAGUUUUGGGAGGCCGUUGGUUCUGAACCCACUGAAAACCGCGAGAAGCUACUGCAGUACAGGGUGUGGACAUAUCUGUACCCAACAGUGCCGGGUGGGAUUGACAGCCCGAUGAUAAACCCGGUGGCACCAGGGGCGCCGUCGCUCGCCGGACUAGGGUGUUCGAAGCUGCUGGUGAGUGUUUCGGAGAAGGAUAUUCUGUGGAGCAGGGGAAUUUCGUUUUACAAUGCGGUGAAGGAAAGCGGGUGGAAAGGGGAAGCGGAGUUGAUUGAAGUUGAGGGAGAAGGCCAUGCGUUUCACAUUGUGAAUUAUGAGUCUGAAAGUGCCAAGAAAUUCAUAGUUCGCUUGGCUUCUUUUCUCAAGUAAAUUGGUGGCAAUGUGUCAUCAUCUUGCCUUUUAACUUUCAGUUGGGUUUUGUUUUUGCACUUUUGUGUUCAAACUUUUAAUAAUCAGAGUAAUUUUGCUUUUGUGUUUUCGAAAAGAUAUGUGUGGGAGAUUUUAAUAAACUUUUUCUUAGUAUCAAUAAUGAUUUACGUGAUCAGGCAGAGCAUCGCCAAGGCUCUUGUCGCCUACUACCAAAAGUUUGUGGAUGAGCACCAGAAGGAGAUUAAAGACAUCUUGGUGAGGUACGAUAAGACUCUGCUCGUCGCUGAUCCCAGGCGGUGCGAGCCCAAGAAGUUCGGUGGUCGUGGCGCCAGAGCUAGGUUCCAGAAGUCUUACAGUUGAAGUAUCAGAAAGAAGAAUGUUCUUCUUAUGGUGGUUUUUGUCUCAUUUUUUAGCCCUUUUAAUGUUCAACUGCAUUUACUGAUAUUAUGUUGUUCGCAGUUAUUCAAUGCU
Messenger RNA from Rubroshorea leprosula, 938 nucleotides. The record is from the annotation of a GenBank genome assembly. Lineage: Eukaryota; Viridiplantae; Streptophyta; Magnoliopsida; Malvales; Dipterocarpaceae.